Prunus armeniaca (apricot) is the source of this 357-nucleotide messenger RNA. The record is from the annotation of a GenBank genome assembly. NCBI's taxonomy places the organism in Eukaryota, Viridiplantae, Streptophyta, Magnoliopsida, Rosales, Rosaceae.
AUGUAUGAGGAUUUGGUGUUGAAAGUGAAGAAUAUUGGGGCAGCCAUUGGAUUGGAGGAGAAAAUUGGAUCGGAGAGCCUAGAGGCCGCCACCUGGCUUCUAACCGUUGGCCGAAAAACAAGGCUAAUGCCAACUUGGCGUCAGCACGCUGAAUUUAAAUUUUUUUUACUGUUGGCGUUUCAUGAGCCAAUGAUAAAUGCCCUUGGGCUGGAGCACAGGCUCGUUCUGCCUUCGAGCCUGCCUAAUUUCAUGGGACCCACAAGCUACCCGGACAGCUUUGGCUCACUAGACGGGUGUUUUGGGGCUUGGGCCCCCCCUGCCCUGGCACGGGCUCAUGGAUGGAACCGCUCUAAGUAA